Gadus chalcogrammus (walleye pollock) is the source of this 1637-nucleotide messenger RNA. Its product is annotated as dispanin subfamily A member 2b-like. Gene Ontology annotation, cellular component: plasma membrane. The record is from RefSeq and is a predicted model, not a curated record. The transcript is spliced from 3 exons. Bases 207 to 572 code for a protein of 121 amino acids. NCBI's taxonomy places the organism in Eukaryota, Metazoa, Chordata, Actinopteri, Gadiformes, Gadidae.
GACAGUAAAUGUGGUCGGGCUGAGAGAUGAAGUUUGAGUUGUUACGCUGCAGAAGUUGUUGCCUUAACUAAGGCAUGUCUUCCUUUCAAUUGUGAAACUCUCACACUCCGCCACUGGUGACGUGGUCAUGAGUAGGUUUUUUUCUCCUCCAAACAGACUUGAUAAAAGCACACUGCUUCUUGCACCGCCCUACUUUACUUCAUAAGAUGGAGAUGAAGGAGGUUCGGUCAGCACCACCAUCAGACUAUCAGGAACUGCAAUUUAACAGGGACCAACACACUGUUGUGACCAUCGGCAACCCUGUGGAGCAUCCCAGAGACUAUGUGGUAUGGUCCAUCUGCAGCCUCUUCCACGGAAACCCCUUAUGCUUCGGACUGCUGGCGCUGAUCUUCUCAAUCAAGGCAAGAGACAUGAAGGUGAACGGAGACCUGCAGAGAGCCAGGGGAUACAGCAAGUGGGCUCUGGUCUUCAACGGGGCUGCGCUGAUAAUAUUUUCUUUGAUUAUCCUUUCUUUUCUAAUUAUUUUGAGCAUUCGAGUCAUUUCAUUUGGCCCUUAUUUCUAUCGGUACUAAGGACAUGUCCCUACCAAUGUCAAAAAAACAGUUAAUUGCCCGUGUAACAAAAAUCAUAAUUAUGCUGAAUUGAAUUGAAUUACCAAGUAAUGCGCUUUGUAACCAUCAGCACAGCAAAAUGAAUAUUCGUUGUUACUUUACGCCACCUUUCAGAAAAUAGUUUUGAAAAUAGUUUCAGCAGCCGCCCCAGCGAGCUCUCCAAGUUAAUGAUGCAUAAUGUCCGUAAAAUAACCUAUGGGUACACCAAGGCACUUGAUUUGAAUUAGGGUAGUAUCUUUGGCUGAAUGUACUGAAUGUUACUACACUUUGCAUUAAAAGCUUCAUCUAAAAUAAAGGUUUUACAAUGUAACAUUGUUUUAAAUAAUACAUGCGCUAUUUGUGAUCCAAUGCAAUGGUCUUUUACAUAACAGCUUCAGCUGAGUCAGAGAAUGAGACUGAGAGGGAGAUGGAGGCUGGUUCGACGGCGGUCGUGGUAGGGCCCCAUGCAGGGGCUAGGACAGGUCUAGCAAUGCCACUGCAAAGGUCUUUAUGAGUUAUUAUAUGCAAAUUAGUUAUUUCAACUGUGGACAUGCGGCAUUACAAUGACAAGCUGCAAGCAGUGACUACGCUUACAUGAAAGUAACAUCAUGACAAUGUGUCCGCAUUAGAGCCUCAGACCGAAAAUUAUGUGACAAUACAGAAGUUAUCCUUUAACAAAGACGCAUUCUGAAUGGAAAUACAUCAGAGGAACCAUCAGGCGUCUUUCCUGAGCAAAAGACACAGAGUGUUGCUCUCCGAAAGAUAGGUUUCCACCCACGGCAGGGAAGGGACAGACAGAGGAGAGGAGGCUACAGAAGCAGAGAUUGGAACAGUCAGGAGCAGGGACGAGACAGAGUGAACAUUUGGAAGGAAAGGCCCCUUCAGGACCCCGACCCCAAAAACGACAGGUGUCCCAUUCAUUUUUUUAUACACAAAAGACUUCAUUCUUAUAUUACAAUUUUCAGUUACAAGAUUAAUUCUAAUUGAAUUACUUCUGCUUCACAGUACCGUAAUAUAUAUAUUUUUUAAAUGUAACUAUUAACACUU